Messenger RNA from Austrofundulus limnaeus, 3800 nucleotides. RefSeq names its product sorting nexin 17 (gene snx17). The coding region runs from base 710 to 2128 and encodes 472 amino acids. NCBI's taxonomy places the organism in Eukaryota, Metazoa, Chordata, Actinopteri, Cyprinodontiformes, Rivulidae. Gene Ontology annotation, molecular function: phosphatidylinositol binding. The transcript has 15 exons. Gene Ontology annotation, biological process: signal transduction; intracellular protein transport; endocytic recycling. Gene Ontology annotation, cellular component: early endosome. The record is from RefSeq and is a predicted model, not a curated record.
GUCUUGCUGGUCCACAGUACGCCAAAAGAAAGCGGAACUUUUGGAUUGCGGUGACAUUUCUCUUUAUUUUAAGCCAGCGUUACUAUUGUGUGUAACCUUCUUCGCCAUACAGACUUUUAUUCAGCGAAUUAUGAACUAUAUAUAAAAAAACAACAAUUAGCACGUGCUUGUGUCACACGUUUCGUAGAGGUUUAUCAGCGAACAGCUAGUUUUGCGACGCUGGGGAUUGCAGGAGCCAGCUGCACCUUUUUUAUCCAGGAACUUCAUCUGGCUAAAUGUGCUGAACCGUCUCAAACUGUUCUGAACAGUAGGCGGGUUUGUAAGUUUUUUCCCACACGUAACGUUUUGUGAUGAAAAGGACACACGUUUAACGCUGACACGCUGGUGUUAUUGCUUAACACUUGCAACAUGGCUGCUGCGGGAACAGCAGGGAGAAAAGUUUAACACUGACGUGGGAGAAGUUUGGUGCAUUCAUGAACAGCUCUCCGCUCCGUAGCCGCCUCUAGUGGCACCAUCAUCUUCCAGACUCCCAGAGCAGAGGAGGAACCGUGUCAGAGAGCCUCCUCCUCCUCCUCCGCAGGCACCGCGGGGUCGUCACCGCAGUGGACUUUUUUCACGGUGGUGCCUCUCUCGCUCCCCAUCGCAGCCAGGGGCUCUGGAGGCGUUCAAGGACCGUAUCGACUGACUGGAGGCUGCGCUUCGAGCUAAAAUGCAUUUCUCCAUACCCGAAACGGAAGUGUGUUCGGAGGAAAACGGCUCAACCUAUGUGGCCUACAACAUCCACGUCAACGGUGUGCUGCACUGUCGGGUACGCUACAGACAGCUCCUUGGCCUCCAUGAACAGAUAAAGAAAGAAUAUGGCAGCAAUGUGGUGCCCUCCUUCCCCCCAAAGAAGAUCUUCACCCUGACGCCUGCCGAGGUCGAACAGAGACGAGAACAGCUUGAGAAAUACAUGCAGGCCGUCCGUCAGCAUCCUUUGCUUGGAAGCAGUGAGAUGUUCAACAGCUUCUUAAGAAAAGCACAGCAGGAGACCCAGCAGAUUCCCACAGAAGAGGUCACUUUAGACGUCUGGCUGUCCAGCGGUCAGAAGGUUACCGUCAACAUUCUGACCUCGGAUCAAACCGAGGAUGUUCUUGAUGCUGUUGCGACAAAACUUGACCUCCCAGAUGACCUCGUGGGUUAUUUCAGUCUCUUCUUGGUGCGUGAAGGUGUGGAUGGAAGUUUAACAUUUGUCCGGAAGCUGCAGGAGUUUGAGUUGCCUUACGUGUCCAUAAGCAGCCUGCAGAGCUCGGACUUUCACAUAGUCUUACGAAAAAGCUACUGGGACAUGGCGUACGACAGUGAUGUAAUGGAGAACAGAGUUGGCUUGAAUUUACUGUACGGACAGACGGUGUCAGACAUUGAGCGAGGCUGGAUACUCGUCAACAAAGAGCAGCACAGGCAGCUUAAAUCUCUGCAGGAGAAAGGCUCCAAGAAGGAAUUUAUCCACCUGUGUCAGACUCUGAAGUAUUACGGUUAUAUAAAGUUUGAUCCGUGCAUCACCGACUUCCCUGAGAAGGACUGCCAAGUCAUUGUCAGCGCUGGAAACAAUGAGCUCAAUUUCCACGUCAAGCUGCCCAAUGAGCAGAUGAAGGAGGGAAGCUUCAAGGUCACACGCAUGAGAUGCUGGCGAGUCACGUCUUCUCAAGUCCCCAUAUCCAACGGUACAAACACCCCCUGCAGUUCAGCCAAGUGUGAGGUGAAGCUGGAGCUCGCCUUCGAGUAUCUUAUGAGCAAAGACCGUCUGCAGUGGGUCACCAUCACCAGUCAGCAGGCCAUCAUGAUGAGUAUCUGCCUUCAGUCUAUGGUGGAUGAAUUAAUGGUAAAGAAGUCAGGAGGCAGCAUAAAGAAGAUGCUGCGAAAGCGACACAAUGGCUCCAUUCACCGUUCUGACAGUCAGCAAGCUGUGAAAUCUCCCCCUCUACUGGACUCUCCUGAUCCAAACCGGGAACAAGUUGUCAAACUUUCAACCAAGCUCAACUCGGUGUCUCUCAGAGGGAUCAGCGCCUCCAACUCAGCAAAUGACAUCAGCAGUGACGACUUUCACGGCAACUACGCUUUCGAGGGAAUCGGGGACGACGACUUGUAAACGGGCGGUCCACCUCCUGUCAACGACGACAAAGAUUACGAGCUGAUUGGUCCCCGCGUGUCCAUUCCUGCAAGACUGUAGCUUCUUCCUGGAUGAAUCGCUGCCUUAAACUCUCAUUUUACUCUUUUUGUUUUAAGACUGAAAACUCAUUUAGACGUUUUUUCUCUUCGUUACAAUCACCACUUUGCAACUAAAAUAGCGACAUAUGAAGAAACCCUGGAUUCUCCUCUGAGUGGCUGAGUGUUCAUCUUUAACCUGGAUGCCAAAUGUUGAGGUAGACCUGCCACUAGUGAUGAUUAUUUCAGCCAUCCCCGUAAAAUCUUUAAAAUUUAUCCCACAGCUGUUAAAUGGCUUAGAGUAACUCUACAGAUGAUGCUGUUCGGCUUGACUGAAUGUGGGGGAAAAAGAGCUGUUUUUUUUUUAUAAUGUUUGAAACUUGUGCCAAAUUAACAAAUAUUUUUGAUGGAAGUGUCACUCAUCCUGCUCUCAGAAGUAGUUUGAUGCCUUAAUUUUAGCCUCAUUGACAGGAGGAGGAGGGGUGGUGGUGGUGGGGGCAGUAGGAGUCUCUUGCCAUUCAGCUUAGCUUGACAGAAAACAUUUAAAGCAGCCUUGCAGAACUUGAUGGAAGGUUGAUCUGGUCGAGCUGCUUGCACUUGCUGAACCCGUCAUUUUGCACAGUAUUACAAGUCGAGAUGAGAAGAAUGUUGGUGGGAAGCGUGAUUUUAAACAUUGUGAAGAUUUAUUUUCUCUCUUUCCUCGAGGUUCUGUAAAUCCAUUUAGGAUUUUUUUUUUAUCAAGUUUUUUUUAUUUUUAAAGGGUUCUCAUAAAUGCCAAAUUAUAGUUUACUAAAGCAUUUUGCACAAAAUACACAAAUUAUGACAUUGUUAGUUUUUUAUUCUGUACAUGAAUUUAAGCAUUUUGAACAUUUACUAAUGUUUUUUAUCAUCAUAGCUUCUUGUAAUCAAAUAGAUCAAAUGUAAUCUAAGCUGUAUGUAAAGUGUAAAUGGACCAACAUUUGUAAUGUUUAGGGGGACUUUUCUGUUUAGUUCAAAUGAAAAGUGUUUACAUAUUUAGCUUUUUUUCCUGUCGAGUAAGUGAUCAUAAUGUUCUUCGCUUUCAUUGUCAUUUCUUGAUCGUGCCAAUCAUCUCAGAGGUUUUUGAGAAACGGUGCUUUGAAGAGGCAAUGUGGUUGAAAUUGCUGGAUUGAACAAUAAUAAUGGAUUAAAAUGAACAUAUCUCACUUAUUUUAUUUUUGUUGAGAAAACCUGUCAUUCCAUGUUGCUGUUUAGCGUGAGUUACUCAGAGCUCAGUGGAAACCAGUGCCAUCCUCACCAGCUUUACCCUCACUGGUCAGUGUUCUCGAUGUAAACGUCUCGUUCUCAGUGCUGCAAUUCUUUCCUGUCGUUCGCUUCUGUACGGUCGAAAGGUUUACCCCGACGUCAUGUUUUAAACUCUCUUACAGCGCUGGAAGGUCCUGGAUGCUCGUAAAUGUGUAGGUGCCAGUUCACACUUUAAUAAAGUUUCCCAUCAGCAUCACUUUCAAACUAAAUAACCUUUUUUUUAUGAACGUUGUACUGACUUCAUUCAAAUCGUUGUUUCAUGGUUUUAUUGGUAAGGUACAUGUCUGCUCUGUUUGUCUGGAUGCUAAAAUAAACUAAAAUGCAGCAGCCAA